AUGGAAUCUCGGUCUGUUGAAGGCGAAGAGGAGCAGCGCCGCGUGCCGCUCAGGGAGAGACCGGAGUGGUCCGAUGUAACUCCACUUCCGCAAAACGACGGCCCCAACCCCGUCGUUCCGAUUCAGUACACCCAAGACUUCGCCGAAGUCAUGGAUUACUUUCGCGCCGUUUACUUCGCCGAUGAACGCUCCCCUCGCGCUCUCGCUCUCACCGCCGAAGCCAUCCAAUUCAACUCCGGCAACUACACUGUGUGGCAUUUCCGGCGGUUGUUACUUGAGUCGCUAAAAGUUGACUUGCACACUGAACUGAAGUUUGUGGAGCUUAUGGCCGCUGGAAAUUCAAAAAAUUAUCAGAUGUGGCAUCAUAGACGAUGGGUUGCUGAGAAGUUGGGACCUGAAGCUAGAAACGAUGAGCUUGAGUUCACUAAGAAGAUACUCUCUAUUGAUGCCAAACAUUAUCAUGCAUGGUCUCAUAGACAGUGGGUUCUUCAAGUACUUGGAGGAUGGGAAGAUGAACUUGAGUAUUGCUCAGAACUUCUCGAAGAAGACAUUUUUAAUAAUUCUGCUUGGAAUCAGAGAUAUUUUGUGAUAUCAAGGUCUCCUUUCUUUGGGGGGCUAACAGCUAUGAGAGAGUCGGAAGUGCUUUACGCCAUUAAAGCGAUUAUAGCCCACCCUGAAAAUGAAAGCUCGUGGAGAUAUCUACGAGGACUUUAUAAAGGUGAAACCACUGCAUGGGUAAAUGAUCCUCAAGUUUCUUCUGUGUGUUUAAAGAUUUUGAAAACUAAGAGCAAUUACUUGUUUGCUCUUGGCACUAUGUUGGAUCUUAUAUGCUUUGGUUAUCAACCAAGUGAGGAGAUGAGAGAUGCCAUUCACGCUUUAAAGACAGCAGAUAUGGAUAAACAAGAUUUUGAUGAUGCGAGGGGGGAACAAAAUUUAAAUAUAGCACGAAAUAUUUGUUCUAUCCUAGAACACGUUGAUCCAAUUAGAACCAACUAUUGGAUUUGGCGCAAGAGCCGGCUUCCUCUAUCAGCUUAG
This is a messenger RNA of Sphenostylis stenocarpa, 1035 nucleotides long. The record is from the annotation of a GenBank genome assembly. Lineage: Eukaryota; Viridiplantae; Streptophyta; Magnoliopsida; Fabales; Fabaceae.